Molecule: messenger RNA, 1316 nt
Organism: Mytilus californianus (California mussel)
Lineage: Eukaryota; Metazoa; Mollusca; Bivalvia; Mytilida; Mytilidae
Exons: 6
Coding region: 173-1093 (306 amino acids)
Source: RefSeq, a predicted model, not a curated record
UUGAGCCUGUCAUCUUAAUAUUCAGUGCAAGUCUUGAGUAUUGACUAGAAAGUCAGGAACCAAGUAAUGAGCAACGAUGACGACGUCACAGUCACGUUAUGGUAACGUUAGGAGAGACGUAAGAUUGUUUUCAGUUUCAACCAGAAAGUUUUAAAGAUAAAUAUGCUUGGUAAUGGGAGAAGAGGAGUCGAUUAACUGUGAAGAAGCUUUUGAUUCCAUCUUUAGUCAUUUUAUUCAAGAAUUCGUUAUUGACAGUGUUUUGGGGGAAUUUAGUUUUGCAUUCGAUGAAACUGAGGAGAAUAUGUCUGAUGAAGAAGUCAUAAUACCCGAUUCUGCUGGUGAUUGGUUACACCCUACUAUUAAGUGCACUGAUGUAUCGAAGUCAACAGAUAAAUUGUUCGAUGAGAGGAGACUACAGGAGUCUUUUGAUUUGGAUCUUGAAGAUGAAGAAGAAGAAAUCAUCAGUAAUAUUAUACUGGAUAGGAUAACAGAUGGUACACAGGAGGCAAUAACUUUCCAAAUCAUCGAGAGUAAUGAACAGGGUACAGAUGGUACACCGGAGGCAGUAACAUUCCAAAUUAUCGAGAGUAAUGAGCAGGGUAAUACUUUUCUGGAACGGAUAACGGUUGGUACACAGGAGACAAUGACUGUCCAAGUUAAUGAGAGUAAUGAGCAGGAGUAUAAGCCUGUAGACAGAGAACGAGCAAAAAGUCAUCAUUCUGGACUUGGUCGAACUAGCUCUAUCCGCAACGUUUUCAACACGAUUUUCCAUCGGAGUAAAUCAACAACAAAAGGAGUAAAGGAACCAGAGGAAUUAGAAAAUCUCGUGUCAAAUAAAAAGAAUAGACGAUUCUUCAAACGUACACGUCGAAAUAACAAAGAACCUAAAACCACUUCAAUUGAGGUACAAGAGGCUACUGAUAUAUCAUCACAGGUUCAGAAUAAACUCAUUUCACGACUCUUCACUGGUAAUAAGGCCAACCGUCAAAAUGACAACGAAAGAAUGUUAGAUGGAACUGGGCAUUCAAGGACUGUGCUUGGAGGAAUCCGCAAUUCACUGAUGAAUUUGUUUAGAAACCGAGUUGUUGUUUAGAUAAUUAUGGCAUUGAUUGAUGGUCUGUUGUUCUUAUUCUCUAAUGUCAAACCAAUAUACUGGAAUGGAAUGAAAAAGUUAUAAAGGUAAUACAGUAAAAAGAAAUAAACAAAUACGUAGCACCCGAAUAAAACAAACUGUAAUAUUGGGUACUAUCAAAAACGUUUGUUGACGUAUUAACCACGAUCAUUCGCAAACAGAUAAAUAAAAGUUUGAACAAUUA